Messenger RNA from Helianthus annuus (common sunflower), 1161 nucleotides. RefSeq lists its product as uncharacterized. The record is from RefSeq and is a predicted model, not a curated record. Bases 1 to 1161 code for a protein of 386 amino acids. The transcript has a single exon. NCBI's taxonomy places the organism in Eukaryota, Viridiplantae, Streptophyta, Magnoliopsida, Asterales, Asteraceae.
AUGGGUUUUCGGCAUAAACACUUUCCUGAUCAUGUAUGUCUUCUCAAGAAGUCUCUUUAUGGAUUGAAACAGGCGCCACGUGCAUGCUACCAACGAUUUACAGACUUUGUUAUCACUCUUGGGUUUCGACAGAGUCGUUAUGAUCACUCUCUGUUUGUUUAUCAUCGUGGUACUGAUGUGGCCUACUUACUAAUAUACGUCGACGACGUUAUUCUUACGACAUCUACGGACUAUCUUCGAGAUCAUCUUAUGCGUCGAUUAGGUGAUGAAUUUGCCAUGAAAGAUCUCGGCCCCCUUAGUCAUUUUCUUGGAGUUCAAGUUACUCGAACAGGAAAUUCUAUGUUUCUUUCUCAGCAACAAUACACUAAUGGUAUUAUUGAACGGGCAGGUAUGACUUCUUGUAACCCGGUUGCCACACCCGUUGACUACAAUCCGAAGCUCAGUGCCACGUCUAGCCCCGAGUUUGACAAUCCAACUCAGUAUCGCAGUUUGGCAGGUGCACUUCAAUAUUUGACUUUUACUCGGCCCGAAAUUAGUUAUGCAGUUCAACAGGUGUGUAUGUACAUGCACUCUCCUCGUAUUGAUCACUGGAAUGCUCUCAAACGUAUCAUCCGUUACUUAAAGGGCACUGCCUCUUUUGGGCUUACUUUGGGCUCGCUUGGUGAUUUAUCGCUUCGUGCAUACACGGAUACAGACUGGGCCGGGUGUCCUGACACACGUAGAUCCACAUCCGGGUACUGUGUUUAUCUUGGCUCUAAUUUAUUGUCCUGGUCUUCCAAGCGUCAAGCCGUUGUUUCUCGAUCUAGUGCUGAAGCUGAGUAUCGUGGUGUUGCCAAUGUCAUUGCUGAAUUGUCAUGGCUUCGUAAUCUCCUAUUGGAUCUCCACAAACCAAUGCGUAAGGCCAGCAUUGUCUUUUGUGACAAUAUAAGUGCUGUAUAUCUCUCGGGGAAUCCGGUUCAACAUCAGCGUACUAAACACAUUGAGUUACACAUACAUUUUGUUCGUGAACUAGUUCAGCGUGGACAGGUUCGUGUCCUCCAUGUUCCAUCUCGAUUUCAGAUUGUGGACAUUUUCACUAAAGGCUUGCCUCGUAUUUUGUUUGAUGAUUUUCGGUCCAGCCUCAACAUUCGGCCUCCUCAAGCUUCGACUGCGGGGGUGUAA